Blepharisma stoltei is the source of this 441-nucleotide messenger RNA. The record is from the annotation of a GenBank genome assembly. NCBI's taxonomy places the organism in Eukaryota, Ciliophora, Heterotrichea, Heterotrichida, Blepharismidae.
AUGGAAAGCAACACUGCUUUAUGGAUACUUUUUUGGUUUAUCAGCAGCUCAGCUUGUUAUCUCUAUGGUAUGUAUGUUGAAUCUAAAUUAAAUCCAAAGCAAAAACCAAAUUAUUCAGAAUUAAAACUAGAAGAAGAAAAAUCAGAAAUUCACGACACAAAUGAUGAUAAAUUAUAUAAAGAGGAACUAGACAAAGAAAGAGCAAGCAAGAGAAAAAUGACCCAGGAAUAUGAAAAAGAAAUAGACAGCUUAAAAGCUCAAAUUGCAUUCAUACAAGCCCAAACUAAAGAAAAGCUUGCAAUUAAUAAUCAGAAAUAUAAUCAGCAAGAAGAAUUAUUUGAUGAAGCUCCAGGAUUUAGUGCACCCAUUGUGCAAAUAGUUGAUGGAAGCUAUGAUAAUUUUGAUGAAGAUCUUAAUAAAGAAUUAAAUAAUGAAAUUUAA